Molecule: messenger RNA, 669 nt
Organism: Babjeviella inositovora NRRL Y-12698
Lineage: Eukaryota; Fungi; Ascomycota; Pichiomycetes; Serinales
Exons: 1
Biological process (GO): mitochondrial electron transport, cytochrome c to oxygen
Source: RefSeq, a predicted model, not a curated record
AAACCAAAGAACUCCCCACAGGAGCUCGAGCGACAAAAGAAGGAGCUUGCUGUGUCUUCGUUCAAGGAUAUCUUUGAAAAUAUUGUCAGUUUCUCCGAAAACGUCGUCCCCAUGGACCCAGCCGAUGUGAAGGAUGUCCUCGCGCACCCGGCCAAGUUUGCCAAGCUCAACACAUACCACCAGGGCCAGAUCAUCGAGGACUUGGACGUUAAGCAGAAGCGCAAAUGGACCUCCAUGACCAGCGAUGAAAAGCGAAUGAUCCAUUAUAUAUGGUACGGGCCGUGGGGCCCGCGGGAAGGAUUUGAAAACUUCACUAACGCCAAGGUGCCGCCCCAGGACUUGCCGUGGGAAAUGCCGUCCCAGGCUCAGUCUGUGACGGACCCCAAGCAGAAGAUAUCCAUCCGAGAGUUACCAGUUAGAGAUUUGAAGACCGUUUCCGAGGAUCGCAGAAAGACGUUCAAGAACAGGGGGUUGGAUCCGAUGAGCAGCUUUGUUGUGUCCUUUGCCCUUUUGGUAUUUAUCGGCUCCAUAUACAGAGAUACGUAUAUUGGCGAGGCCGGUGCGCCAGUGGAGCAUGUCAUAGUUGAGUACCAAGAGCCAGAGAAGGAGGCGGAGGUCGAAGCUCCAGCUGCCAAGCCACGUAAGUGGUACUACCUCUGGGCUAAAUAA